GCGUAUAAUUUAUGAAUAAUGAUAGGCAAACGCAUAUAUCAUAUAUAUAAAAUAAUUUAUAGCAUCUGUAUGGCAACAUGCACUAGCCAGCGGCACCAACACCUGAGGGGGAAACCUGUCGAGUCAUCCAGCGCGGCCAACCUCGGGCUGUUUGUGCAACGGUUCUUUAGCUCCGUCAAUGAGAAAGACGCCAGCGGUGAAUCUUAAUUCUUCUUUUUACAUCGAGAGUUGUAAAGGUGAUACCGAACAAUCCGGAGGGAGCUUUAAAGCCGACAGGUUAGCCGAUCUUACUCACUCCUCGGGUGUUUGAUAAGCCCCGGGGCUGGAGAGUGGUCACAGUCCCCUGCCUCCUCCCUACAUCCCCUCCCAUUCUACACUUUUGUUGUUGACCAAGGGAGGCUGAAGGAUUUUUUCACCUUACGAUUUCUUCUUAUCUGGCUCAGUAGGUCUUUCUACUAACCUUCCACGCCCCCUCUGACGUCACAAAUCACCAUCGUAUAUAAGGGCGACUCCUCAGAUUGAUGGCACACCACAACUCAGGCUCUAAGUCAUUGAGUUCACUGAGCAGCCUCCGCAGUGAUCCCCAGUGUAAUUAAAGCAAAUUUUGAAUAAGGGAGAGCACUAUAGUUUCCAAUCCAUCUUGCACAUUCGUCAUGUUGUCGAAGUUCGUAUCAUUCUUCGUGAUUGUAGCGUCAGUGGCUACAAGUGCCUACUCUCUCGACCUCGACUUCAACUCCAGUGACUUGUAUGACGAAGAGGGUCGUCUUUUGGUUAUACCAGUGGGAGGAACCACUACCACUACUGGACUUAGCUUAAAUAUUACCACCCUUGCGGCCCUCGCCUCUGUCCUGGCAUCAGGCCUUGUCACCCUUCUGGGUUUAGGCGCUCUCGGAUUCCUCCUCUACUCUCUCUUUGCUGGAGGUUUUGGUGGUUCAGGGUAUGGUUCUGGUUCAGGAGGAUACGGCGGAAACGGCGGAUAUUCCUCAUACUCUUCGUACAGGCGAUCCUUCGAUCCCUACGCCAUCGAUUGGGAGAAGUUCUCCAUCCUCGACUGGAUUGCCAUCGGUGAAGAAGCCUGGAGGAAGUUCGACCCUGCUGAUCUCGAAUGCCAACAGCGCCUGAUCUGCGAAAUCCAUCAGAACACCUCCCGCUUCGGUUCCCCUGCUGCCCGCCUAGUUGAUCUCUUCAGCUACCUCCAGUACGCCGAGGUCCUCUCCCUUCCCGACGAGAUCAAGGCGCUGAUCGAAGAUUACAACGACGCCGCCGAUCGGGGACGCAGUCUGCAGAAGGAGUGUGGGGAAAUAUAUCAAACAUGCGAUUUCUCUGUAAAGAAAAUAAUGGACAAGUAUUCGCAUAACGAAGUGUAAACACUUACGGGAGAAUAUGGCUCAAAAGCCUGGGUGAAUGACUUCAGCAACGAGUGCCUUUACGCAGGGCCUUGAAGUUGAAGUAAAACUCCAGGCAAAACCCGUUUAAAGGAAGAGGUCUAGUUAUCAUUCCAUGAAGUAGCUUGGGCCUCACACCUUGACCAGAAGCUUGUCUUUUCGACUACGUCCUGUCUUGUUUUUAUCUGUAUUUAAAUAGCAUUUGUUGUUUUGUAUUUAAGAUAAUUUAUUGACUGUGAUGACUGCUGUAACGGAAAGACUGAACCACCGCCAUAGACUUAUGACGAAGCCGCCUCCUACGUAUGACUUAUUAUAUAAGACUUAUAGUGACUUUUACGCUUUACUUUGUAAAUACGUUUUGUUAUACAUAAACGACAUCACCUGA
This is a messenger RNA of Penaeus monodon (black tiger shrimp), 1770 nucleotides long. RefSeq lists its product as uncharacterized. The record is from RefSeq and is a predicted model, not a curated record. The transcript is spliced from 3 exons. NCBI's taxonomy places the organism in Eukaryota, Metazoa, Arthropoda, Malacostraca, Decapoda, Penaeidae. The coding region runs from base 654 to 1367 and encodes 237 amino acids.